UGAUAAACAAGGUGUAGUAAAUUCUGAAUUAAAUAGGGAGAGAAAUACUUAUUCAAGGACCAAUUCUGUACUACUGUACACAGUUCAGGAGUCGCCACCUUGGUAUUUGUGCAUUCUCAUCGGAUUUCAGAUUAUGCUGUCAUCGUGAUGAGGAUGCGUACACCGGAUGCUGCCAUUUAGUGAUAAGAUAUUUUCCGAAAACGUGAUUAUUUUUCGUCAACAAGCACCUUUUAACUGCUCUUGGAAGUCUUAUUUCACUGCCAAUUCUACUGAGCAAAUUUUACUGUAUGGACAAUGACUAUGUUGCUCUCAGUGAAAUUCUUUGUACAGUCUUCUUCGUCUCUGGCAUUGUUACUUUCAUGCAAACUACUUUUGGUAUCAGAUUACCAAUACUACAGGGUACCUCUAUAAGUGUUUUGACUUCUGUUAUUUCUAUACUGAGCCACCCACAAUGGAAAUGUCCAUACACAGAAGCGAGGAACAAAUAUGGUGAGAACGUGACAUUUACUGACGCAGGAUUACCAGCCGUUGGCAGUCCGGAGCAUCAAGAAAUCUGGCAUAAACGAAUUCGAGAGAUCCAAGGAGCCUUAAUUGUCGCUUCAUUGUUUCAAAUGGUCAUCGGAUUCACCGGUGUUAUGGGGUUCGUACUGCGAUACAUCGGUCCUCUAGUUAUAACACCGACAGUGACUUUGGUUGGUUUAUCACUUUUCCGAACUGGAGUUGAAAUGGCAUCGCAGCAGUGGUGGAUAGCUUUAAUGACGAUCCUGCUUAUAACCAUAUUCAGUCAGUAUUUCACAAAUGCCAAGAUGCCUUGCUUUUCCUGUGGGAAUGAAAACAGCGAGACGCGUUUCAAGUUGCCACUAUUCACACUGUUCCCGGUGAUGUUAGCGACCUUGAUAUCAUGGGGUGUCUGUGCUGUUUUGACAGCCGCAGGUGCUCUGUCAGAAAAUCCCGGAGAGUGGGGCUAUGCUGCAAGGAUUGAUAUAAGAUUACAUGUUUUGAGAAAUGCUAAAUUCUUUCGGUUUCCUUAUCCAGGUCAAUGGGGCUUACCUACAGUUACCGUUGCAAGCGUAUUUGGAGUUCUUGCAGGAGUUCUAGCAGCCAUGUUUAAAUCAAUUGGUGAUUAUUACGCGUGUGCAAAUGUAUCGGGAGCUCCACCUCCUCCUGCGUAUGCAAUUAAUAGGGCUAUUCUAGUGGAGGGGCUAGGAAACCUUUUAGCUGGACUAUGGGGAACAGGACAAGGCACAUCUUCGUUUAGUCAAAAUAUUGGAGUUAUUGGUAUCACUAAGGUUGGUAGCAGACUCGUGUUCCAGGUUGCAGCAUGUAUCAUGAUAGCACUUGGCUGUCUUGGAAAGUUUGGUGCUGUGUUUGCUUCUAUACCAGAACCUAUCGUUGGUGGACUGUUCAUGGUAACAUUUGGUAUGAUAACGGGAGUAGGGCUUUCCAAUCUGCAGCAUGUAGACUUGAAUUCACCUCGGAAUAUCUUUAUCGUCGGUGUGUCUUUAUUCCUUGGUCUGAGUAUACCUGUCUGGAUGAAGGAGAAUCCGAACGCCAUCAAUACAGGUAGUGAAGUUGCAGAUCAGAUAUUGUCUGUGUUGCUUGGAACAAACAUGUUGGUUGGUGCUCUUGUCGCUUUUGUACUUGACAACACUAUUCAAGGCACACUUGAAGAGAGGGGUAUCAUCGCCUUGCUGAGGAAAGAUAUUACAACCACGGAAACACAAAUUACCAAACAAAAUGUGUAUUGGCUUCCAUUUAUACAGGAAAGACUAAAUAACAUUUCCACGUUAAGAUAUUUUCCAAUAUGUCCGUCAUUUUUAAAGGCAAGGGAAAAUAAAGCUCAGACCAGCAAUUAGGAGAAAGAGCUUGCAUCAGUUACGCACUGUUCUUAUCAAAACGGUAUUGACAACACAGCUCUAUUAUGAUUUAAUCAAUACAUUUAUUAAAACAUGAGCUAAUAAAAUCAAUGGUUGCUUUAGUUUCACAAAUCUAAACCUAGU
Messenger RNA from Mercenaria mercenaria, 2000 nucleotides. RefSeq names its product solute carrier family 23 member 2-like. NCBI's taxonomy places the organism in Eukaryota, Metazoa, Mollusca, Bivalvia, Venerida, Veneridae. Gene Ontology annotation, cellular component: membrane. The coding region runs from base 288 to 1856 and encodes 522 amino acids. Gene Ontology annotation, molecular function: transmembrane transporter activity. The transcript has 13 exons. Gene Ontology annotation, biological process: transmembrane transport. The record is from RefSeq and is a predicted model, not a curated record.